Messenger RNA from Budorcas taxicolor (takin), 1929 nucleotides. It is a transcript of the gene XYLB, whose product is annotated as xylulokinase. Gene Ontology annotation, molecular function: D-xylulokinase activity. The record is from RefSeq and is a predicted model, not a curated record. The transcript has 19 exons. The coding region runs from base 63 to 1673 and encodes 536 amino acids. Gene Ontology annotation, biological process: xylulose metabolic process; D-xylose metabolic process. NCBI's taxonomy places the organism in Eukaryota, Metazoa, Chordata, Mammalia, Artiodactyla, Bovidae. Gene Ontology annotation, cellular component: cytosol.
GCGCGGCGACAGUCCGGCCGCGGGAAGGACUGACGGAACCGCGCGCCGCCGGAUCCGCGGCCAUGGCCGAGCGCGCCGCUCGCCGCUGCUGCCUGGGCUGGGACUUCAGCACGCAGCAGGUAAAAGUUGUUGCUGUUGAUGCAGAGCUGAGUGUCUUCUAUGAGGACAGUGUGCAGUUUGACAGAGACCUUGUAGAAUUUGGGACUCAGGGUGGAGUUCAUGUUCACAAGGAUGGCCUGACAGUGACCUCUCCGGUCCUGAUGUGGAUCCAGGCUUUGGAUAUCAUCUUGGAGAAGAUGAAGGCUUCGGGCUUUGACUUCUCUCAAGUCCUCGCCUUGUCUGGGGCGGGCCAGCAACAUGGAAGCGUGUACUGGAAGACUGGGGCCAGCCAGGUGCUGACAAGCCUGUCACCGGACCUUCCAUUGCAUGAGCAGCUACAGGCCUGUUUCUCCAUCAGCAACUGCCCGGUGUGGAUGGACUCCAGCACCGCAGCCCAGUGCCGCCAGCUGGAGGCCGCCGUGGGCGGGGCCCAGGCUCUUAGCCGCCUCACCGGCUCCCGUGCUUACGAGCGAUUUACAGGAAACCAGAUUGCAAAGAUUUACCAGCAGAACCCCGAGGCCUACUCACACACAGAGAGAAUCUCCUUGGUCAGUAGUUUCGCUGCUUCUCUCUUCCUUGGGUCUUACUCCCCUGUUGACUACAGUGAUGGUUCUGGAAUGAAUUUGCUGCAGAUUCAGGACAAAGUCUGGUCACAGGCUUGCCUUGGAGCCUGCGCACCUCGCUUAGAGGAGAAGCUUGGCCGACCGGUGCCAUCCUGCUCCAUUGUGGGACCCAUCUCUUCCUACUUUGUCCAGCGCUAUGGGUUUCCUCCAGGAUGCAAAGUGGUGGCCUUCACUGGGGACAACCCAGCAUCGCUGGCAGGCAUGAGGCUGGAGGAAGGUGACAUUGCGGUCAGCCUGGGCACCAGCGACACGCUGUUUCUCUGGCUCCAGGAGCCCACGCCCGCCCUGGAAGGCCACAUCUUCUGCAACCCGGUUGACCCCCAGCACUACAUGGCGCUCCUGUGCUUUAAGAACGGCUCCCUGAUGAGAGAGAAGAUCCGCGAUGAGUCUGCUUCCGGUUCCUGGAGCGAGUUCUCCAAGGCACUGCAGUCCACGGAGAUGGGGAACGGCGGAAACCUGGGUUUUUAUUUUGAUGUCAUGGAAAUCACCCCAGAAAUUAUCGGACGCCAUAGGUUUAGUGCAGAAAACCGUGAGGUCUCGGCAUUCCCCCGGGAUGUAGAGAUUCGAGCGCUGAUCGAGGGACAGUUCAUGGCCAAGAAGAUUCAUGCUGAGGCGCUGGGCUAUCGAGUCAUGCCCAAGACAAAGAUUUUGGCCACUGGAGGAGCAUCCCACAACAGAGACAUCCUACAGGUGCUUGCAGAUGUGUUUGGUGCCCCCGUGUACAUCAUAGACACCGCCAACUCAGCCUGUGUGGGCUCUGCUUACCGAGCUUUCCACGGCCUUGCAGCUGGAACAGACAUGCCCUUCGCAGAGAUUGUGAAGUUAGCCCCAGAUCCCAGAUUAGUUGCAACCCCAACCCCAGGAGCGUCUCAGGUCUAUGAGGCCCUCCUCCAGCGGUAUGCGAUGCUUGAGCAGAGAAUCCUGAGCCAGACCCGGGGGCCUCCAGAGUGAAUUCUGCAGGCCCAGGCCCCCGACCCCACUUGGAGAUGUGGGCUUGGACAGCUGGGAUCCUCUUCCCUAUUCUGGGCAGCUCUGCCUUCCCCGCUUCCCCACCUGAUUCCUUGCGGUGCUCCAGCCCUGCCCAGGACCACCUUAAAGCCCAUCUUAGCACAUCCUCCUGAACCCAGAUGGGCUGCUUGUGUCCCCGUGCCAUUGUGCCCAGGGCAGGAAAGCAUCUCUCUUUUCCUGUCUUUAGCCCAGGAGGCAA